GCAGCCUAUAAAAGCUGCAAAACAUAAGUUUGCUUAUAGUUUUCAGCUACUGACUUUGACAGUCUCAACGCUAUAUCUUCUCUAAUUGUCUCUUGCAAAAUUUGCUAUGAUGCAUCUACCAGGCCUUCCGAACGGGCACCCUCCUACCUAUGGAACAAGCUACUGUGAAGUGCAGCACCCAGCUCAGCUCCAGGAGCAUCAUCAUGCAACUGUGGGUCGUGUUUCUCCAAACAGCGAGGAGGACGACGAUAAAGUAAAGAGACCUAUGAACGCUUUCAUGGUAUGGUCAAGAAAAAUGAGGAAGAAGAUUGCUGAUGAGAAUCCAAAAAUGCACAACUCCGAAAUUAGCAAAAGACUUGGAACUCAAUGGAAAGCUCUCACUGACGAUGAGAAAAGGCCCUAUAUUGAUGAAGCAAAGAAACUGAGAGAAGCUCACAUGAAGAAGCAUCCCAACUACAAAUACAAGCCAAAGAGAAAGAAGCCGCAGCCCAUCAGACGAUUUCCGAUGGAUGUCAUUCCUCCCUAUGGCCCUGCAUUUUCAAGACCAACCACUAUAUUCCCCAGACCUGGUCAGUCUUUCUACCCUCCAGCUGGCAUGCAAAGAACUGACUCUCCGUAUGCAGUCAAAAAUUACUACCCCUCUCCAUCUUCGUAUGGUAGUACCUACUAUACUCCGGCACAUUUUUCUCCGAGACCAACCGCUUAUGACUACCCCAUUGCAAGCCAACCUCAGUGGGGGCUCUCAUCUGCCCUACCUGUGUCAACUCAAAUGAAUGGAUACUGCAGUCCUGGCAGCAUGCAAGAUUUCGAAACUCCUCUCUCUUCCUACGACUCGCCCCCUCAAGUAGGACUAACAGGUUACGUCAAUGGCUACUCCUCAGCACCUAUUGCAAGUCCGAACAAUUUCUCACUCUCAUCCUUUGCAACGUCUUGUGGUACUCCGACCUCUCCACCACAAGGAAUGUGUGGUUCUGCACUGGAUAGCCCCGUGGGCACAAACUCCCCUGUUGGCAGCGUGGACUCUUACCAGGGACCAAUUGAUUUAGUGGGUAAUCCUGAUGAUAGUGGAAUUGCAAGCCCCCAUUCGAGUGCUGAAGCCGACCUCAGCAGUAUGAUUAACGUUUACCUUGAUGAUGCGGCUGCAGAAUCAGUUGGCUCAGUUGGACUAGACAGCACGGACAGUUCUCACUUCAAGUUGCUCUCUAGCUCUCCCUGCACAGACUUUGUACCCACCAGUUCAACAUUUACAAUGUCUUCUAUUUCUACACACGAUACUACAGUUCCUCUACAGCAUUUACUGUGAGUUUGUUUUGUGGUCAUAAUUAUAUUGUUUGUUACUACCUUUCGUUUGGCAAAUUUAGUUUUCUCAAAAUAUUUUUUUGCCCCUCUUUGCAUGCACUAUUUUUGUGCUGUUGUGUAUACAAAAGCAGGUUUCUGUCAUUUACUAUAUUUGUGCACACAUCUGAGCAAGUCAUUAAGUUAUUGUGAGCUCAUUCACAUCAUCAAUCAACUCAGCCUCGGACAGAUCAAUAAUUAAGUAUUAACGUCGUGUUCUAGAACCUUUUGUACAACUGUAUGUUCAAUGUCAAUCUACUGCUCCAUCCGGAACCAUUAGUCACUUGAAUUUGUGUCAGAGAUUUAUCUCUCUUCAAUUUAUUGAUUCUGUGUGUGUAGAACAUUAAUGUUGUCUACUUGUAUUGUUGUUUGAAUAUAAUAAUUGAACAAAUCA
This is a messenger RNA of Halichondria panicea, 1729 nucleotides long. Its product is annotated as transcription factor SOX-14-like. The transcript has a single exon. Gene Ontology annotation, biological process: regulation of DNA-templated transcription; anatomical structure morphogenesis; cell differentiation. Gene Ontology annotation, molecular function: RNA polymerase II cis-regulatory region sequence-specific DNA binding; DNA-binding transcription factor activity, RNA polymerase II-specific. The record is from RefSeq and is a predicted model, not a curated record. NCBI's taxonomy places the organism in Eukaryota, Metazoa, Porifera, Demospongiae, Suberitida, Halichondriidae. Bases 107 to 1303 code for a protein of 398 amino acids.